Molecule: messenger RNA, 3141 nt
Organism: Pantherophis guttatus
Lineage: Eukaryota; Metazoa; Chordata; Lepidosauria; Squamata; Colubridae
Gene: USP4
Product: ubiquitin specific peptidase 4
Biological process (GO): protein deubiquitination
Cellular component (GO): nucleus
Molecular function (GO): cysteine-type deubiquitinase activity
Source: RefSeq, a predicted model, not a curated record
GGUAGCUUUUCGGUGCGCGCCCCAGCGAAAGGAGGCAUUUCCGCGCUUGAGGAUGGCCGGCCGGCCGGCAGGGCGCACAGUCAUGGCGGCGGCCGAAGUAGGAUUAGAGGGCGGAGGAGCCCCUAGUGGUUUAAGGCCGGAGGCCGCGAUGCAGCGCGCUGAGCUUAUGCCGCUUCUGAAAACGGUUCUGCGGCCGGGAGAGUCCUGGUAUUUGAUUGACAGCCGGUGGUUCAAGCAGUGGAAGAAAUAUGUGGGCUUUGAAAGUUGGGAUUUGUACAACGUUGGAGAACCCAACCUCUUCCCAGGACCAAUUGACAACUCGGGACUUUUUACCGAUUCAGAAACUCAAACUUUGAAAGAGCAUCUCAUUGAUGAAUUGGAUUAUGUACUGGUUUCUACUGAAGCUUGGGAUAAACUAGCAAAUUGGUAUGGUUGUAUGGAGGGACAGAAGCCAAUUGUGAGAAAAGUUGUGGAGUAUGGAUUGUUUGUUAAACACUGUAAAGUAGAAGUUUAUCUUUUGGAGUUGAAGUUGUGUCAGAACAGUGAUCCUACAAACCUUGUGGACUCUUAUUUCAGCAAAGCAGAUACGAUUGCUACUAUUGAAAAGGAAAUGCGAAAGCAAUUUAAUAUUUCUGAUGGUAAAGAAGUCAGACUGUGGAACAAAUGUACAAAUAAUGCUUAUGAACAAUUAAGCAAACUCGAUAGCACCAUACAAGAUGCAGGGCUCUAUCAGGGACAGGUAGUGUUAAUAGAAGUGAAAAAUGAAGAUGGUUCAUGGCCUAGACAAUCUUCUCUGACAAAAACAUGUACUGCACCUAGCAGAAAUCUAGCUACCUCUUCAAAAGCACCAGCAAGCUCUUGCUCUUCAGUAGCUGCCUCUUCAGUCAUUACAAAUGGUGAUAGCAAUAACUCCUAUGGUUUGAACUGUUCCAGCCUUGGUAAAGGUGGCUCAAGCUUUUCUUACAGUUAUAACAGCAGGGAAAGUCUUCAGUCACAGCCUGGACUCUGUGGGCUCAGUAAUCUAGGAAAUACAUGUUUCAUGAACUCGGCUCUACAGUGUUUGAGUAACACACCACCCUUGACUGACUAUUUCUUGGAAGAUAAAUAUGAAGCUGAAAUAAACCAAGAUAAUCCUCUGGGAAUGAGGGGAGAAAUUGCAGAAGCAUAUGCAGAACUCAUCAAACAAAUGUGGUCUGGCCGGAAUUCUCAUGUAGCCCCUCGUAUGUUCAAAACUCAGGUUGGCCGUUUUGCUCCUCAGUUUUCAGGAUACCAACAACAAGAUUCUCAGGAGCUUCUGGCCUUUCUUUUGGAUGGCUUACAUGAGGAUUUAAACAGAGUAAAGAAGAAACCAUAUUUGGAGUUGAAAGAUGCUAAUGGGAGACCUGAUUCGGUGGUUGCAAAAGAAGCCUGGGAGAACCAUCGAUUGCGUAAUGACUCUAUAAUUGUAGAUAUUUUUCACGGACUCUUCAAAUCCACAUUGGUCUGCCCCAAAUGUUCUAAAAUUUCAGUAACUUUUGAUCCGUUUUGCUAUUUAACACUCCCUUUGCCCUUGAAGAAAGAUAGAUCCAUGGAGGUGUUCUUGGUGUUUGCAGAUCCACAGUGCAAACCUAUGCAAUUCCGAAUAGUAGUGCCCAUGAUGGGUGGUAUAUCCGAUCUGUGUGAUGCACUGUCCAAAAUUUCUGGAAUCCCUGCAGAAAAUAUGGUGGUGACUGAAGUCUAUAAUCACAGAUUCCAGAAGAUUUUCCAAAUGGAUGAAGGCUUAACUCAUAUUAUGCCAAAGGACAAUAUAUUUGUAUAUGAAGUUUGUAAACCAACUGAAGAUAGUGCUGAAUGUGUCACACUCUCAGUUUACUUCAGAGAAAAGAAAGCAAGACAAUCCAGUGUUACCCCAGGGACAGUUCUUUAUGGCCAACCGCUACUCAUAGCUGUACCCAAACACAAGCUCACAAUAGAGUAUUUGUACAAUGUUAUAUUGGAGCGAAUUGGACGCUAUGUAAAAAUUAAUUUAAAAGAAGACUAUUGUGACGUGUCUCUGGACAGUGAUACUUGCAAUGGCUUCACCAAUAUAUCUGAAGGUGAUGUUGAAGAGAUGGAGCAUCAGGAUAGCGAAGAAAACAAACAAAAAAGACCAGAUGCAGGUGCUUCUCAGUCUGAAGAGAGGGGUGAGCAGGUGGAAGGGAAGCAGCACCAGAAAAAACAGCUGUUCAGUUUCAGUUUUGUGAAUUCUUAUGGGACAUCAGAAGUAAACUGCCUUACCACAGAAGGGAAGAUCCUCAAACUGAGUUCCUAUGCAACUGUUGCUAUUGAUUGGGAUUCCGACACCCGGAAGCUGCUUUUUGAUGAACACGAAGCUCAGGCAUUUGAAAAACACAACAGUAUGUUUCAGUCACAAAAAAAGAAAACUUCUGUAGCCCUUACAGAAUGUAUACAACUUUUUACAACUAUGGAGACGCUUGGGGAACAUGAUCCCUGGUAUUGUCCUAAUUGCAAGAAACAUCAGCAAGCCACUAAGAAAUUUGAUCUUUGGUCAUUGCCACGCAUUUUGGUAGUGCAUUUAAAACGCUUUUCAUACAAUCGAUAUUGGAGAGAUAAACUUGACACGGUAGUUGACUUCCCUAUCAGGGAUUUGAACAUGUCUGAGUUUGUUUGUGAUCCAGCAGCAAGCCCAUAUGUAUAUGACUUAAUUGCAGUUUCCAAUCACUAUGGAGGCUUGGGUGUAGGGCACUAUACUGCAUAUGCUAAGAAUAAAAUCAAUGGAAAAUGGUACUACUUCGAUGAUAGCAAUGUAUCUCCAGCUUCUGAAGAACAAAUAGUGACAAAGGCAGCAUAUGUACUGUUUUACCAACGCAGAGAUGUGAAGCUCAAGGGGAGCCAUUCUUUUUGCCCAAGCAUGGAACCAGAAUCUGAAGAAUGUGAUGGCAUGGAUACUAACUGAAUUUCUGUGGUUAAUCUCCAAUAUGAAAAUAUAUUUGAGGACUUGUUUUGAACCCCUGCAGUGGCUACUUGACAACACAGGAGCCCUCAGCACUGAAAAAUAGAUAGAGGAAACAAUAAGAUGACAAACCUGGGCAUACUCUUUAACCUAAGAGUUUUUAAUCAAAUUCUAUCUUAACUGUUCAAUAAAAUGAUGCCGAAAUCUGA